Messenger RNA from Candidula unifasciata, 2628 nucleotides. Lineage: Eukaryota; Metazoa; Mollusca; Gastropoda; Stylommatophora; Geomitridae. The record is from the annotation of a GenBank genome assembly.
UUCAACAACCCACUGAUCUUGCUGCUUUUGGCCUCGGCAGCAAUCAGCCUGUUCAUGAGACAGUUUGACGAUGCCAUGAGUAUCACCACGGCCAUUAUCAUUGUAGUCACGGUGGCUUUUGUACAGGAGUAUAGAUCUGAAAAGUCCCUAGAGGCACUGACAAAAUUGGUGCCUCCCAAGUGUCACUGUAUCAGAGAUGGAGAGCUAAUGACCUUCCUAGCCCAAGACCUGGUGCCUGGAGAUAUCAUUCACAUCAGCAUAGGGGACAGAGUUCCUGCAGACAUCCGCUUGUUUGAGGCAACUGGCUUGAGCAUAGACGAGUCUAGCUUCACAGGAGAGAUUGAACCUGUGAACAAGACUAAAGAUGUGCAGCCAGCUCAGCUGGUGUCCAACCUCAGUGGUCGCAAGAAUAUUGCCUUCAUGGGCACUCUGGUGCGCACUGGACAUGGAAAGGGCAUUGUUAUUGGUACAGGGCAUGACUCUGAGUUUGGAGAAAUCUUCAAAAUGAUGCAGGCAGAAGAGGCCCCCAAGACUCCGCUACAGAAGAGCAUGGACACACUGGGCAAGCAACUCUCCUUCUACUCAUUUCUGGUCAUCGGCAUCAUUGUCAUCGUUGGCUGGAUACAGGGCAGAAAAAUCCUGGACAUGUUUACCAUCGGUGUCAGUUUGGCCGUGGCAGCUAUCCCAGAAGGCUUGCCUAUUGUAGUGACGGUGACCUUAGCCAUCGGGGUCAUGCGCAUGGCCAAGAGGAAGGCCAUCAUUAAAAAACUUCCCAUUGUUGAGACACUAGGCUGUGUGGAUGUUAUCUGCUGUGAUAAAACUGGAACCCUGACCAAGAAUGAGAUGACAGUCACACACAUCUUCACUUCUGACCACCACAGGGCUGAGCUGACCGGAGUGGGUUACAGCAGCCCCGGGGAGGUGAGGAUUAUACACACCCACGCUCUCGUUGACCCUGAGGAGUCUAUGAAAUCAUUUCGCAAGGUCAUUGAAGUUGGUUGUGUGUGCAACAAUGCAGAAAUCCACCACAAUACAUUGCUGGGCUCACCUACAGAGGGAGCAUUGCUGGGAGCUGCCAUGAAGCUAAAUCUUCCAGAUAUGAGACGUUUAUAUGUGAGAGCUGAAGAGUGGCCGUUCUCUAGCGAAACAAAAACCAUGAUGGUCAAAUGUCAUCCAGAGGUGGAUGAGGACCACAGUGUCUACUUCCUUAAAGGAGCUCUGGAGCGGGUGUUGGCCCAGUGCACUUAUUAUUACAGCAAUGGAGCGGCUGUCCCCUUCAAGGACAACAAGCAGAAAGAGGUCUAUCUAGAAGAGGGUCAUUACUUGGGUCAGACAGGUCUGAGAGUGCUGGGUAUGGCAUAUGGCAAAGAUACAAGCUCACUGGUCUACGUGGGGUUGGUGGGUAUCAUGGACCCACCUCGGGAUGGGGUCCGUGCUGCCAUACAGACACUGACUAUGAUGAAUGUUGGAGUCAAAAUGCUCACGGGAGAUGGAGAGGACACAGCUAAGGCUGUUGCGGCCAGGCUGGGGCUGUAUGCUGAAGGUGUCAGCACCAUGUCAGGAGAUGAACUAGAAGUUAUGGACAUUUCCCAGCUGACCAAAAUCAUAGAGGGCAUUGGCAUCUUCUACAGGGUAACCCCCCGACACAAACUGAAGAUUGUCAAGGCGCUGCAGCUGUUGAAACAUGUGGUGGGCAUGACUGGAGAUGGGGUCAAUGAUGCUGUGGCCUUGAAGACUGCAGAUAUUGGCAUCUCCAUGGGCAAGACAGGGACAGAUGUCUCCAAGGAGGCCGCAGACAUGAUUCUAGUGGACGAUGAUCUCAGUACUAUACUGGCAGCCAUUGAAGAAGGCAAAGGAAUUUUCUUCAACAUUAAAAACUUUGUUAGAUUUCAGCUGAGCACGAGCAUUGCAGCUCUGUCCCUGGUUGCCAUAGCUAUGCUGCUGCGGCUGCCCAACCCGCUCAACGCCAUGCAGAUUCUCUGGAUCAACAUCAUCAUGGAUGGCCCACCUGCUCAAAGCCUUGGUGUGGAACCAGUAGACCAUGACGUGCUGAGGCAACCGCCCCGCAGGGUCAGCGACAACAUCAUCACACGGUCCCUGAUAGUCAGCACCCUGUCGUCUGCCAUCAUCAUCAUCUGUGGCACAAUGUGGAUCUUCCACGAGGAGAUGGAAGAUGGGAAAAUCACUCCAAGGGACACCACCAUGACCUUCACAUGUUUUGUUUUCUUUGAUAUGUUUAACGCUCUCAGCUGUAGGUCUUACAGCAAGUCCAUCUUCCAGAUCGGCCUCACCUCCAACAAAAUGUUCCUGUACGCCGUCGGGGGAUCCAUCAUCGGUCAGCUGCUGGUCAUCUAUUUCCCACCCUUGCAGAAAAUAUUUCAGACGGAGGCGCUACAUUUCUCAGAUUUCUGCCUGUUAAUUUCCCUGACAUCGACCGUGUUUGUUGUGGCCGAAGUGAGAAAGUUUUUCAUUCGCAGACAGGAGGAGAAACAGCUGCAUUUACAAGAUAGUGUAUUUUAUGCUGAAAAUUUAGUGUUGUGCGAUUUGCAAGUGCCGUUUUCACAGUUGUAUAAGUGUAUGAAACACUGUUUUCUUGUAUGCAUAGUUUUCAAUUGUUGCCUGGAAUGA